AUGCCACAGGGGCGUGACUGGGCGUCCUCGACCGGCUCAGCAUUGGAACUGUCUGCAGCUUCACCGACGGGCUUGCCUCAGCACAGGCAGCACUUUGCCAACCUCAUCGAUCGUUCUCCGUCUCCCAGCGGUCGCAGGAGCUCCCUCUCUGACUUGCCGAGCUCGGACAGCCCGAGCAAACUCACGCCUGUCUCGACUAGUCGCGGCAAGAGCGUGACGGGCGCCUUGCCACAGUGGCGUACGCCCAGUCUCACGUCCAGCAACAGCAUCAAGAGCGCAAGACGCAAGUCGGCUCAGCUCUCCACCGUAGCGACAGGAUCGAUAUCGCACAGAAGCAAGCGACGCGCAUUGACAGGACUCAUCAGCGUCGUACUCUUUCUGAUCUUGCUCAACUGGCAGAGCGACGACGGCGCCAAGAGCGUGCUGUCCAGGAUGAAAGCACUCGCUCCGGACUCAGCAAGCGUCGGGCGACUCUUGCCAGGCAGGCGCCGACCGCCAACGCCCAAUCCGCCCAUACCUGCCAGCAUGAAAUACAUCACACUGCCUUACAAGACAGCAGGCAACAUGACCAUCAGCUUCGACUUGUACAUCCCCAAAACUCCGCCACGGUACCAUUCAAGGUCCAAGCGACCCGCUCUCGUCUACUUCCACGGCGGCGGCGUCAUAGUAGGCACAAAACAAUCUUGGCUGCCCUUCUGGCUCAUUCACGCCUGUCUCGAUCGCGGCUACAUCUUCAUCUCAGCAGACUAUAGACUACUGUACCCCUCGAACGGACACGACGUCUAUUCGGACGUUACCGACCUCUUCCGGUUUAUCAGGCGAGAACUCAACGGCGUGCUUGCCGACCGCUCAGAAGACAUCGGCGUUCUCAUCGACAGGGACAGGAUAGGCGUUUCUGGCAGCUCCGGUGGAGGCUGGCUCGCCUAUCUGGCCGCUGCGCACCACAAGAACAGCGCUGUCAAAGUCCUCAUCAACUUUUAUGCAAUGGGCGGUGACUUCCUCAGCGAAAGAUAUGUGGUAAAAGGCGCAAGAAAUCGCGACGGACUACCCCCGAUUGACGCCAAAAAUAUCCAAUCGCUCAUCGAGCCGGGCGUCGUUCUGCGGCCGACUUGCGCAGAGCCAGCAGCAGGCGAUCCAGAAACUGGCUUGCCUACCAAUCCACGGAGCCAGCUCGUGCACUAUCUCAUAGAACAGGCUGUCUAUCUCGACGUUCUCACGGGCCACAAGGGUGUCACGAAGGAUCUAGAGCCACUGGUCAAGAAUGAACUUGCGGCCGCCGAGAGGAUACCCAUCGAUUCGAGGGCUCUAUUUCCACAACUCUUAGUCUCAGAAAACUGGCCGCCUUCGUACCUCUUGCAUGGCAGUCGUGAUUCAGCAGUGUUGGUAGGCGAGACGGUACAUAUAGCAGAGAAGAUCAGACGGGCAGGCGUGGAAUGCAAAGUCGCCAUCAUCGAUGGGGCGGAGCAUUCGUUCGAUCUGCACGGUCAUGGCCCGGACAAGCUCAGGGAUGCCGUCGACUUCCUCCAAAGACACCUAGAAUUGUAG
Messenger RNA from Mixia osmundae IAM 14324, 1545 nucleotides. RefSeq lists its product as uncharacterized. Gene Ontology annotation, molecular function: serine-type peptidase activity. Lineage: Eukaryota; Fungi; Basidiomycota; Mixiomycetes; Mixiales; Mixiaceae. The transcript is spliced from 2 exons. Bases 1 to 1545 code for a protein of 514 amino acids. The record is from RefSeq and is a predicted model, not a curated record. Gene Ontology annotation, biological process: proteolysis.